AUGUCUGCUGUCUUUUCAAAACAGAACCGAUGGGAGCGUGUCUUGUUUUAUGCAAAAAAGGCACACGAAUUGGAUACUACAAAUACGAAAUCCAAAUUCAGAAUGGGACAAGCUUAUUUACGCCUUGAAAAUAUAGAACAAGCAAAGACAUUGCUUGAAGAUGUCUUGAAACAAAACCCUGAAGACGCAUUGGUGAAACAAGAAUUAGCUAAAGUAUCUUCUGCUAACAAAAAGAUGGAUGAUAGAGAGAAAAUGAUCUAUCAAGCCAUGAUGUCCAAACUAGCCAAUGAAAGGAGAAGUUAA
Molecule: messenger RNA, 303 nt
Organism: Gilbertella persicaria
Lineage: Eukaryota; Fungi; Mucoromycota; Mucoromycetes; Mucorales; Choanephoraceae
Exons: 2
Coding region: 1-303 (100 amino acids)
Molecular function (GO): protein binding
Source: RefSeq, a predicted model, not a curated record